AAUACAAAAUACAAAUAUUUACUUCCGACAAGUUUGAAAAGGUUGUUCAGGUUAAACUGAUUUUUUAAAAGGUAUUCAAGAAUGUCACUUGCUGGUGAUUUUUUGAAAUGCCUUGGAGGAUCUUUGUGAAGAUGUAUAAUAGCCUACAUCAUCUCUUUUAUUCUUACAAGUCAAAACUAUAUUCCAUCUAAGUUUGAAUUGAUGGGGUUAUUUUUUUUUCAUGGUUUUAUAAUUGGGCAACGGUUUAGCUAAUGAAGUUUCAACUUUAAAAAAAAUAAACUCAAGUUUCAGAAAUGCAAGAAUGACAGUUUCUGGUGAAGUUUGUACUGGAUAUUUUAAAUGCUUUAACAAACUAUGGACGGAUGAAGAACUGUGUGACUUUACAGUUCAAAUCUGUGACGUUUCAAUAAAAUGUCAUCGCGUCAUUCUUGGAGCGUGUUCACCAUUUUUUCUUGGACUGCUGAGAUCUGGAAUGAAAGAAGCCAACGAGGGACGUGUAGUUCUACAAGAUAUAUCAGUCUCCACCUUUCAGUUAAUCCUGAAAACUUUGUACACCGGUGAAGACGUGUUGAGUCUUGACAACUUCAUAGAAAUCUGGCACGCUGUAGAUAUGCUGCAGAUUGGAUUUCUUGUAGAGUUAUGUGAAACAUUUGCCGCUAAAAACAUAAAACUUGAAAAUUUUACUAGAAUCCUAUCCAGCGCUAAACUACUAGAUUCUAAAUCGGUGCUGACUUUAGUAAAAAAUUUCAUGGUCCAGAACAUUAAAGCUAUACACGAAACAAAACGCUUCGUGGAAAUAUCUAGUGAUGAAAUGCUUUGUUUGAUUGGCAGACAUGAUCUUAAUUUCACCAGCGAGUAUUCUGUUCUAGAGAUUGUUCUAGAUUGGAUAGAUUUCAAGGAUUCUCAGAUUGUAAAUAGCUGUACUGGAAACAAUAAAAAGUUAAAAACAACAGUUCCAUUAAAUACUUUACAGAAUUACAUAACUAGAUAUAUGCUGCGAAGCUGUCUAAAAGACGAUAUAGGGCCUGAAAACAAAUAUGAUGCAACCAACGAUGAACAAGAAGCAAAUCAACAAAAGAAUGAGAAUUCAAAACAAGCGGAUAGUUUAUGUUGCAUCUCGAAACCCAAAACUCAAGAAAAUCUCCGCAGUGAUAUAUUAGAUCAACUCAACAUCUUACUGAGUCACGUGAGAAUCUGUACCAUAAGCCCAGGUCUGCUAAUGAACUUUCUAGAACAUCGUAUCAUUAAACAGAACGAUACAGCCAGGCAAAUAAUCAUCUCAGCUAUUUUGAAGCAGGCGUCUUUUCGUCAUGGACAAUGGCCAACUGCAGGUAUCCACAGACAGUUUCACGAGUAUGGCAACUAUGGAGUUUACCUGUCACAUUUAAGUGUAUAUAUAUUAGACCCAUUCGAUGAAGAAAUGUAUAAACUGAAAUUACAUGCAGGGUAUUUACAUAAGGUUCAGCUGGUUUCAUUCGACAGUAAACUGUACGCCGCAGGAGAAAGCAUAUUCUGGUCAAACGACAGUAGUGUGUAUGUUUACAGUAAUAAUACCUGGAAACAUCUUACUGACAUACCAAAAAGUAAACUGUUAAUAGCAAGCAAUGAACAACACAUAUACAUUACAAGCGUCGUUAAUAACGUAAUUUAUCAAUUCGACCCAAAAAGUAAACCUCCAAUUAUGAUUCCAUUUUCAACUGUUCCAAAAGGAUAUGUUGCUAGACAGGUUAUGAGCUACCAAAUUUACCUUAUCUUUUUCUGUACUGAGAAAGUCAAUCGUAUCGAGACAACAGCCGUCCAUAUGCUAGACCUUCAGGAGAAAAGCUGGACAAGACUGGACAACCUCAAUGGACCAGCUGACAACAUCAUCAGUUUUCGUAACGACGACAACCACUUUGUGCUACAAACAAACGGCAACUUGUGGGUUUUGAAGAAAAACGAUGACAUCAUCACGUUCACUCGUGUAGCGAAACUAUGGAGACAGGAGUUAAUUCUAUACGGGGCUGUUGUUUACGGAGAAAAGUUGGUCAUCUCUUAUAAGAAUAGUGAAAAUAUUCCAAAAGACUCAUUUGUUUAUACACUAGACAACAUGUUUCUCACCAUCAUGUACUGGAAAAUACAAUCUUGCGGUUCAAAUUUUAUUCCCUGUGUCCUGAAUAAAUCAUAUCUAUCUGAAUAUUCAAACCACUUAGAUUAUGAUUCUUACUCUGAUUCCUCUGACUAAGUGACAAAACUCCAUUAAAAUGUGUAUUGAUAGCUUAUUUAAUGAAAAAAAAAUAUGUGCUUAGUUAAAUUAUUUAAAAUAAAUUUAGAUUAAGUGUUUUUUAAGUUGGUACGACGGACUUACUUCAGAAAACGUGGGAGUCUGUGAAUAUUUUGUAUUGACAUAAUCAGACUACCAAAAAUGUAUAGGCCCACAUCUUUUACUUGUUUCUUAAGAGCGCGUUAUUUAAGCAUUUUUAUACACCUGGAUUUUUCGCUUUUUCUUUGUGACUGCUGGUGUAUCGUAAUAUACAGCCAGUAUAUGAUAUAACGAUAUUUAUCCUGAAAAUUAUUUGAUUUCUUUUUUAAUUUUAAAAGGUUUACAAAUUUUUAACAAUUUCUAAAACAUUAUAUAUUGCUUAUGAGCUUAAGAUAUUUUGGUAAAAAACAUUACUUUU
Messenger RNA from Physella acuta, 2660 nucleotides. RefSeq lists its product as uncharacterized. NCBI's taxonomy places the organism in Eukaryota, Metazoa, Mollusca, Gastropoda, Physidae. The record is from RefSeq and is a predicted model, not a curated record. Gene Ontology annotation, molecular function: protein binding.